Molecule: messenger RNA, 6699 nt
Organism: Metopolophium dirhodum (rose-grain aphid)
Lineage: Eukaryota; Metazoa; Arthropoda; Insecta; Hemiptera; Aphididae
Exons: 22
Coding region: 5675-6295 (206 amino acids)
Source: RefSeq, a predicted model, not a curated record
AAGUACCCGUCACCCACGUCAAUACAGCCAGCAGCAGUCACGUCCAUUUAUCGUAAUUAUAUUUUCCCCUUGGUCCCCCCUUUCAAAGCACGAUUUAUAGGCGUCACAAGGCGUGGGUUCCUUUUUCUUUUUCGUUCCUUACCCCUCAUUUUUUUUUUAUUAUAAUUAGCUGUCGCAAGCCGCUCACUCGAGCACCAAACAAAAAAAAAAACACGUGAACUUCGUUGGCAAAUUCGUCAACUCAUGCCGCCGAAUUUUAUUAUAAUAUUGAAACAAUUGUUUGCGACAGGCUCCUAAAUUUUAUUCAGAUUCUGACUCCCUAUUAUAUUAAUCCCGACAUUUGCCACGUGCCAUCUUAUACUUAUUGUAUUUGCCCUUUAUUUUUACUGUAUUUUGUGCAUUUGCCAUGUGUCACCUUAUACUUAUUGUAACGAAAUUAUGAAAAUAUUAUUAUUAAAUUAUUUAUUAUUUAAACUUAUGUAAAAUACACCCACGUGAUUACCUUAAAUCAUAACUUAUUAUGUCUUUAUCAAUUCACCCUUUCCCCGAAAUAAAUCUUGGAGUUUCAAUACCCCAUGCGUGGAUUAAAGCCUCUGAGUUCCACCGACUUGACCCUCGGGUCUCACGCGGUGCGGCUCCCAGGUCACGAGGAAAGUGUUCCCCUUUCUUCGUGGGUAGUUUUUGUGGAACUGAAAAAGCCCAAAUCCUUACAAUAUAAUUUGUUUUAUAAUUUAUUUAUGCACUGUAAUCAUGAUAAUAUAGCACAAUUAGGCUUAACUAUAUUUAUUAUUUAAAUCUUCAAUGUGUAAGAAACUUCAGCCAAAGGUAUUUAUUUUAUUUUUUAUUUUUAUUUACGGGCUUAGUCCUUUGACAAAAGUAAACAUAUAUAAACAAUAUUAUAGUGAUGAUUUUACAAACAACAUAUAAAUAUUACGUAUUGGUUCUUUUAAGAACACCACGAUGAUUACACUAUUUUUGAAUGACGAUGAGGGACUUUAAAUUAAAUUAAAUUAAGACAGAAUGGUAAAUCAGUUUUCCCAGAUAACAGCUCGUUUGAGAAUUUAAGUCUAUCCGAGUGUCUUCGUUUUGCAAGUGUUUCAAUGUUAACUGUCAAGUGCGUCAGAGAAUGGCUUAUGGUUAUUAGGUGGAUUUUGAAUAUGGAUAUAACCAUCAAAGCUAAGGAAUUUUCAAUGGGCCGUUUCAAUUUGUCGAGAGGUAUGCGAAUUCUACAAAACAGCGCCGUAUUCUAGAGUCGGCUGUAGGGUUUUAAAAAUAAAUAAAGUUUAUAAUCCUGGGCUAGACUUUUUAUAGAUCCAAGCAUUCUGUAGGCUUUACUGCAUAUCAAAGUCGAUAAAUACUACGUCUAGUUGAGCAUUAAUUUUGAACGCAUUUAAAACGGAUAAUGUGAAAACAAGAUUGCACGAUAGAGUAGAUCAUCCUGGACGAAAGCCAUAUUGUUCUUCCAUUGAAAUUCUAUUCACGGAAGGUUGUAUAUAUUUUGAAAUAAGGGUCUCAAAUAAUUUUGAAUUAUGGGAUUGUAUGGAAAUGGGUCGAUUAGUUGAAAACGUCAGAUAGACUACCGGGUUUUAGAAUUGGGAUAACGGACCUCAGUUUAAACAAUGUUGGAAAAGUACCUUCAUCCAGCGAUCGCCUAAAGAGUGUUAUAGAGGAUACGCAAUAAUCCAUUGUAUUACAUAUAAGAAUUCUCCAGGAAUUUCGUCUGGACCUACAGACGAAUUGCCUUUUAGAAGGGACAAUCCUUUAAAGACAUCCUCAAUGGAAAAAUAUACAUUAUUGGGUAAGUCAAAAGUAGGGGUAUCACAUAGCUUACUGUCAAAAUUUACAUUAUCUGUCGAGUCUAUGAAAAUAGAGUCGCAAAAAUAUUUGCAACUACCUAUUUAUCCGAUGAUACUACAACAUUAUAAUAUGACAUUUCCUUAGGCACGGAACUACAUUUUCGGUUUUUAUUAAUACAUUUCCAGAAAUCAUAAGAUUUUUAAAAAAAAAAAUAUUCUACACGAUAAUUAAAUUCGUUUAAACAUGCUUUUAUCAUAAAUUUAAAACGAUCUCGAAAGACAGAAAAUUUUGUAUAGUUGAGAGCAUUAGAAUUUAAUUUGUAUUCAAUAUGUGUGCUUUUUUUUUGUGUAAGGAUAUCUUUUAAUUCAUUAUUAUACCAUGGGGAAUAAAUCGAUGCUCGAAAUUGGAAUUUUGACACACAUUUUAAAAUAGAUUGAUUGAAUCAUUUAUAUAAUUAUAUCUCAGGUUUUCAUUUGAACCACCUUUAAGGUUCUGGACGGAAUGAUACGUGUAUUAAUUUUACAAUGAUAUGUGUGUUUCUUCUUUUGUAUAUUUUCUUUGUCCGUCGGUCAUACCAAAAUUAAAAAUUCCAAGUACCUACCUACCUAUUUUUAGUCAUGAGUGAGUAACAAAACAAAAAAAAGUUAAUAUAACACUACAAGUUUUUGAAAAAAUUAAUAGCAAUUCAUAGUUUGUUUAUGAUUGAAAAAUUUUAUUUGUCAGGAUAUUGAUACUUUUGUGUUUGUAUAAUAAGCUAGUAGAUUUAUACACAUUGGAUUUUUCAAAAAUGUUGAUUUUACUUUUAAGCUAUUCUUCAUUAAUAUUAUUCUACUAAUCUAUUCACGCUGUACUAAUAUUAAAUCGGUUGUCGACAAUGACUCAAAAGUUAGGAAGUAGGUAACACUUAAAUAUUAUAAUAUAAAUGUAUUAUACUCUUAACCCUUAAAUGUUCACUUGUUGAGAAAAGCAACAGAACAUUUUCAAGUAAGGUUUUUCUAGUUAACUCAUGGUUACUGAACUUAGAAAACAUUGUCUUAAAAAAAUUUGACUACCCAAAUAUGAAAUUUUGAGAUGUAUCUUAUAGGACACAACAUUUUGAGGCGAUUGUUUUACACAUGUAUUCCUGAAGAUACAUAAUCCAUAUUCCUUAUUACUUAGUUUUAUAAAUUAUAUUAGAUCUGAAAACCAAUUUAGAGUAUUUAUUUAAAAAACCUUUUAUUAUAAUCAUAACAUAUAAUUAUACAAUUUGUUUGGAUAAUUGUAAAUAUAAAAAAUUGAAAACAUAAUAAUUAAUACUUAUAUCAGUUAUAUUAUAUUAUUUAUAUAUAAUAACAGAAAACAUAAUAAUUAUAUGUAAUAACAGAAAACAAAUUAACAUCUUGUCCAGUCUUUAGUUGCAAACUAAAAUUAUAAUUUAUAGUGAAACAUUUUAAAACAGUUCCUACCUUCUAUAUGACACAGUCUUACGUUACAUUUUAAGCAAAUGACACUGGUUUGCCCAGUUGAACAAAAACGAUACCUUCCUUUUUUGGUAAAAUCAGAACAAUGCUCUAUUUUAUUAUAUCUGAUUUCAUCAUUUGGUCUUAGGGCAAUUCUUGGCUUGUCCUUACUUGUCAACGCCAUCCCUAUUUCGUGUCUAAACUCUUUUAGCCUUUUUUGUUUCUCACCUAGUGCUGUGCAGUCUCCGAUAUAGUAUCCAAGCAUUAUUAACACGGAUGUCUAACAUUUGUGAAAAAAAUGACAUGAGCCACUUGUGUGAUUUUAAUCCUGUUCGAUACAAAGCCACAAACAUAUCAGCUAAAUCAACUCCACCCAUGUGAGAAUUAUAUUCUUUGAAAAUAUUAGGAUAUGGCACAGGGAUUCUUUUUUUUUGUUUCUUUGGAGUAUCUUAAAAUAGAGCUAGUAUUUUGUGUACUCUCAGUUGUAUAUGAACUAGCUAAGCAAACAAUUUUCCCUUUGUAGGGCACCAUCAUCUCAUCAAUGGAAAAUCGUUUCCCUUGAGGAACUAAAAGACAAUUUAUUCGAAUAAUAUCUAUAAGUUGCCUAACUUUAAAAAAACUAUCAAUGUCAUCAGUCUCUUCAUUAUUACAAAAAUGCAAACAAGGCAUAAGCUGCUUAUACCAUUUUAGUGACAUAACAGUUGAUAUUUGACUAUAUCUUGUACAUGGUGACCAGUAAUCUGAAUACGCUGGCAUUUUUACAAUACCCAUAAUUAACAUAAUACCAAUUAGGUCUUUUAUUUCUGUAACUGUAGUUCAAACUGGUUUAUUAAAUUUUUGGAAUGAAUAUAAAUUAGUUUGUUCCACAAUAAAAUUAAAUAUGUCAUCAGAAAAAAAAAAUUUUAAAUAUUCCGACGGAGUCUUUUUAUAUUCAUUGGCAAGAUACUCUUGAGUUAAUGGAACUUCAGCUUUUAGUACUAGAUUUUUUCCAUUUAAAUUCAUAAUGUUUUAGAUGAACUUUCUUUAUUUUUAGAGUUUUGAGAUUGAUUAGAUUUGGUUGAUUAUUACUUUGUAUUUUAUGAUUACCUUGAUUAUCAUUGUUUGGUGAUUUAUGUAUUCGUUUUAAACGUCUUGAGCUGGAUGAAAGAAUUGAUUGAGAAGAUGGAGUUACUUGAGAACAUGAUGGAGUUGCAUGAGAAGCUGAUGGAGUUGCUUGAGAAGGUGAUGGAGUAGCUUGCAGAGAAUAUGUCUGGUUUUCAUAAUUAGGUAAUGGAGUAUCCUGGUAUAACUGUGGUUCAUCAAUAAAAUAAUUUGGUUCUAUAUUAUGCUCUUGUAAUACAUUUUCAUCAACUGUUUCUUGUUCUCUUUCAAAUUCUUUUACUAACGUUUCAUUAUAUUCCUACAAUUCAAAAUAUUUUAGUACCCAAGUAAAAAAUAUAUAAAUUAAUGAUUUAAAAAAUAAAAUUAACAUACCCGAUCUUCUAAAUCAUCGUCCAAUAAGGCCAUAAGCUUCUCCAUUUCAUGAUGAGGUACUUCUGAUACAUUUUCAUCAUCAGAACCCUCAGAACCACUAUCCACAGGGGUACCGGCCAAAGCAAUGAUCUUCCGUGUUCUUGAAAACAUAUGUUUAAAUGAAACUGAAAAAAAAAAGUAAUUGUAAAUUAAUGUACUAACUGGUGAAUUCCGUGAAUACUGAAUUCAAGAAAUUGUAUCUUAUAGGAUACAUGUUAUAAAUAAUGGAAUUGAAUUUUUGUAUCUCCAUGGACACAACAUAUUGUAGUUUCUGGGAAAUCAAUUUGACUUGAUGAAAUUACUUAAAUAAUACAUUAAAACAUUUAUUAAGACUUACCUUGAUGAAUUUGUUAAUUUAUUUGAACACCAGACGAGCUUUCGCUCCUUGAGAACGAUUGAACAAAAUGAAAAAAUGGUUAUCACAAUCACUUCACUGAUAAGCGUCAAUCAUGUGGUAUCUAUUAACUGAAAUCUGUUCACAUUCCCGCCAAAUAUUUUUUUUUUGGUCUAUCACGAAUAUAUCAAGUGUAGCCAAUAGUCCGAUAAUAAAUAAUUUUUCAAAUGUCACGAAAUUUAUAGUACAACCAUUAUGUAUCUAGUAAAAUACAAAAUCUAUUUAAGGGUAAUAAUUAAUGGCAUAGUUAAUGAGAUGUAUUCGAAAAACGAUAAUUCAAACUAUUUUAUUAUUUAAAGUAAUAUACAUUUCUAUCGUAGCAAAAUAAAUAUAACUUAUAAAAUAAACUUAUUAAUAAUAUAGGCUGAUAGAUACCGCUCAAUAUCGUUUUUUGCAUGCAAUUUUCACACAAUCGUUACCACUGGACCUAGUACCUAGGUACUCAAUGACGAGAUAUUUUAACGGAGUUGGGGCUUUCGGAUAGUUCUGGAUUCAUAAACCUCUGUAUUGUACGUCAAUUUAUUUAUAUUUCAUGAAUUUAUUGUCAAUCAUCACUUGGAUGGAUGGUUAUCAUGAAAAAUUUAAUAUACCAGAAGAUUUAAAUGCAUUUAGGAAAAGUUUGGAAAGAAAUGAAAUUGCAUUUGUAGGUUUUGUGGAUGGAUCACGUGAAAUGACCGAAAAAGAAGUUUUAUUUACUAAAUUCUUCAAUGAUAACUUUGAUAUAAAAUCUAAAAACAAACUAUACACCCCAAUUGAUUAUUGUCGGAAACGCAAUUUUGGCAAUUGUGGAAUUUUGGGCUGGAUAUCGCGCUGGAUGAAAUCCGCUGAAAAGAAGAGAUCCGCUGAAAAAGAAAUAACAAAAGAAUGUGAUGACAUAGAAACCACUAUAUUACUACCAAAUGGGAAUGGUGGUGGAAGUAUCGAAUAUGACUCUACAAUAUCCCAAACAUAUAGUAAAGAAAAUCCGUACGAAAAUUUAAUUAUAUCAUAUAAUUUAAGUUUUUUCAAUUAUACUGAGAGUGGCAAAAAAGAAAUUAAGAAACACUUGAUGUCAUGGCCAGAAUUUAAAACGGGCUACUUCAUUAAGGUGUAUGAAGAGUUAAAACGCCAGGAUAAAUUGCAUACUAGUUGCCUCCCAAAAUAUACGAAUUAACUCACAUCCUUAUCGCAAAUAAAAAGCUGAGGAAUACUGGACUAAAACAAAGUGGUGCAGGAAAUAUUACAAUCCGGAACCGAUUCAAGAUAGCACACCUGUAACCAAUUGACCUCUUUUAUAAGAAAUAAAAAACUAGUUAGUUUUAUAGAAAUGUUAUUUAAUUUAAUACGAUCUUUCACUGUAUUUUAAAAAUGUAUAAUAUUUACAAAAACCAAGAAACUUAUGCUAUAUACUAAUAUUAUAUUACAAGUGUGAAUCAGUCCAUUUAAAUUAUUAUUUUAUUUUAUUUAAAAUUGUUGUUUAGAAUAGGUACACGUACAUAUUAUAAAGUAUGAAAAUGUAUUAACAUUAAUGUAUAGGAUAAUAACUUUUAUGAAUUUACAAAAAAUAUACUGGUGUGU